AUGCUACUUUGUAACCCUGGAAAAACUGAAGUUCUUCAUCUCUCAUCUCGGUUUAAAAAACAUCAAAAUCUGCAAGAAAAUUUCUCAUUUGCCAACACUACUGUCCAAGUGUCGGAUAAAGUAGUCAACUUAGGAACUGUACUUGACAAGAACAUGACUUUAUCCAGCCAUAUAAAUGAGAUGUGUAAGAAAGCCAUUCUAAACAUAAAAUCAAUUGGCCGGAUAAGAAAAUAUCUAUCUAAAGAAGACCUAAAACGACUUGUAAACGCACUG
Molecule: messenger RNA, 273 nt
Organism: Paramuricea clavata
Lineage: Eukaryota; Metazoa; Cnidaria; Anthozoa; Malacalcyonacea; Plexauridae
Source: the annotation of a GenBank genome assembly